Molecule: messenger RNA, 2355 nt
Organism: Rhinolophus ferrumequinum (greater horseshoe bat)
Lineage: Eukaryota; Metazoa; Chordata; Mammalia; Chiroptera; Rhinolophidae
Gene: RPRD1A
Product: regulation of nuclear pre-mRNA domain containing 1A
Exons: 7
Coding region: 187-1161 (324 amino acids)
Biological process (GO): mRNA 3'-end processing
Cellular component (GO): RNA polymerase II, holoenzyme
Molecular function (GO): RNA polymerase II C-terminal domain binding
Source: RefSeq, a predicted model, not a curated record
GUGGGCCGUGACGUCACGUCCGUCUGGACGCCAUCUUGCUGGUUUGCGGCAGGUCUUGGAUGUAGUGGCAGCAGUGGUGAGGCGUGGGGAAGGGUGGGGUGAGGGGGCGAGGCCGCGGCGAGUGCGGCGAAACUUUCCUCCCCUCAGCCCCACCGCGUGGGACGGCGUGUGCGCGGUGUCGGAGGGAUGUCCGCCUUCUCAGAGGCGGCGCUGGAGAAGAAGCUGUCGGAGUUGAGCAACUCGCAGCAGAGCGUGCAGACCUUGUCUCUGUGGCUUAUCCACCACCGCAAGCACUCGCGGCCCAUCGUCACCGUGUGGGAGCGGGAGCUGCGUAAAGCCAAACCAAACAGGAAGCUUACUUUUCUCUACCUAGCCAAUGAUGUCAUUCAGAACAGCAAAAGGAAGGGGCCGGAGUUUACAAAAGAUUUUGCACCAGUUAUAGUGGAGGCUUUUAAGCAUGUUUCAAGUGAAACUGAUGAAAGUUGUAAGAAGCACCUUGGAAGAGUGUUAUCUAUUUGGGAAGAAAGGUCUGUUUAUGAAAAUGAUGUAUUAGAACAACUUAAGCAAGCUCUGUAUGGAGAUAAGAAGCCUAGGAAGCGAACUUAUGAACAGAUAAAGGUGGAUGAAAAUGAAAACUGUUCCUCUCUGGGCUCUCCAAGUGAACCACCACAGACUCUAGAUCUCGUUAGAGCAUUACAAGAUCUGGAAAAUGCUGCUUCGGGUGAUGCAGCAGUUCAUCAGAGGAUAGCUUCUUUGCCUGUUGAAGUCCAAGAAGUAUCCCUACUAGAUAAAAUAACAGAUAAAGAAUCUGGAGAAAGGCUUUCUAAAAUGGUAGAGGAUGCUUGUAUGUUGCUGGCAGAUUACAAUGGCAGAUUGGCGGCUGAAAUAGAUGAUAGGAAACAACUCACUCGAAUGUUAGCAGAUUUUCUUCGUUGUCAAAAGGAAGCCCUUGCAGAGAAAGAGCAUAAAUUGGAAGUAUUGGACAUGGGCGUAUCUUCUAACGAUGUCAUCAUCAUUAGCAUAUUCUUCCUGCUAAAAAUAAAUAUCAAACUCCAAAGCCUGUAUUGUCUCAUGUUUUUGAAAAUGGAAGACUGCAACUUUAUUCUGCUUUAUACUGCUUUCUCACUUAAGUUGGUUAUUUAUCACUUGUUACAAAAAUAGAAUUUAUGUUUGAAAUGUUAAGUGUAAAAAAUAGAUCAGGUACCACCCCCACCCCCUCUUUUCCUAGUGCCUUCCAGCCAGAUUUCAUAGUUGAUGGUAAUAGGGGGUGAGGCUGAUGAUGAUAAUAUUUACCAGGUGUUUAGGUAUUAUUCUAAGCACUUCACAUAUAUCAACUCAUGUAGUCCUAUAUAGCAGGAAGUAUUAUUAUCCCCAUUUUAAAGGUAGGAAACUAAGGCACAGGAAGAGUAAAUAACUUGCCCAAGGUCACAGUGAGGUAGUGAAUUAUUUAGAACCCAGGGAAUCUGCUGCUAAAAAGACAUACUUGCUCUAAAAAGACAUACUGCCUCUAAAAAGACGUACUUUACUAAAGAAAUGAUAAGAUUACAGCAAAAGCUAAGCCCUGUCUCCAGCUGUUGCUGUUGCUUCCCUCCUCAGAGGUAAUCACUCUUGAAAUAAAAUCUUCUAGGAACUUUUUUUUUCCCAAGCAUGACUGGAUUUUACCAUAAAGAAAUCACCUAAAUUAUAUUAAACAUUUUUUACAAGAAAUACUUAGGUUUAAACAAGUUAUUUCACAGAACUCUUUGUAAUUAUCAUUUAUAACAGUAAUGCCUUUGCCAGAAGAAAAUGUUUUGAGAUAUUUCGAUGUUAUUUGUACUAAAUAGGUGGCAUCACUUUAAAGCUGAGACUAAGAGGUCAAGAUUUAUACUUAGCAUAUGAGCUGUGACAUCAUCAAAUAGUUUUAGGCAUUUUUGAACAUAUCUGUGAUUGAUCAGGUAUUGAUGUGUCUUUGUUUUAUUUCAUUUUGUUCUAAAAAUGGGACAUAAAUUUAAAGUGCCAGUUCAGGAAUUGGCUGUUUCACACUUUCUAAGUAGACUGCUAUAAAAGCAUUUGUUAUGAAUGAAAACAAAGUAUUUAAAAUUUUGGAAAUUAUGAAUCUUUUUUUUGAAACUUGGGGAUAACUAGCUGAUUAUUAAGUAGAUAACUUAAAAUAGACUUGAUAAAUGUAAUUUAUAAAAAAUAUUUCAUAUAACAACCAUAGAUUGUUAUUGGAAUCAUAUUUCAUCAUUCAGAAGUUGACAUUAUUACUAAAUUGUUCACCUAGCUUAUUUUGGAUAGGGGGCUUAAAAUGACUUUUUUUUAAAUUGGGGAACAGAGUGUUUCUCCAGGGCCCAUCAGCUCCAAGUCAAGUCGUUG